Molecule: messenger RNA, 588 nt
Organism: Penicillium macrosclerotiorum
Lineage: Eukaryota; Fungi; Ascomycota; Eurotiomycetes; Eurotiales; Aspergillaceae
Exons: 3
Coding region: 1-588 (195 amino acids)
Source: RefSeq, a predicted model, not a curated record
AUGAAGUUCUCGGAGACUCUGGCUAUCUCUGCUGCUCUCGUUUCUGCUGCGAGUGCAAGCCCUUUGAAGCGUACUGGUACUGUUGAUAUUACUUUUAUCGGCGCCGCCGAUGCUCAAUUCACCCAAGCCUUCCCCACCGACGGCUCUGUUGUUGCAAUUUCCAACGUCCUGAGCAUCUCGCACAUCUCAUCUGCCACAGAUGGUGUCGGCUGCACUUUCAACGGUGUCGAUCACUCAGUGACGACCGUGAACGGAGCUACCACUGUCGAUGUCGGUCCGCCUCAGACUCAGAUUUCUGGAACCUGCCACCCAUUGUCGGGUCAGAAUACCCCGCCUCAACAUGGAGGAAAUGAAGUUGAGGUCAUCUUUAUCGGAGCCGCCGAUGCCAAGUUUUCCCAGUGGUUCCCCACUGACGGCUCGACCUGGACGAUCGACAAUGCCCUGAGUAUUUCCCACAUUGAAGUGGAUGCCUCUGGCGUCUCUUGCACCUUUGGUGGAAUCGACAACUCUGUGACUUCAAUUACCGGUCCCAACACAGUCGACGUUGGUCCUCCUCAGACUCAGAUCCAGGGCUCGUGCCAUAUUUAA